AUGUUUAAGGCUACUUCCAAAAUCGCUUCUUUAUCCAAGGCUUUUUCGCGAGGUUUGUUAGGAAGGAGAGCUGACGAAGAACCCCAGCUCCUGGGGAGGUUCGAAGUGGAUUACAUGAGAGCUCCGCCUUUCACAGACGAGAUCAACGAGGAGAGGUUUCCUUCAAAUUUCAAACUCCCCACGAUAGCAUCUUACGACAGCCGAGGUGAUCCGAAAGACCAUUUUCACGCGUUCAUCUCAGCAUUUCGAUUAUAUUGCAUCCCCGACCCUGUUAUUUGUCAGGCUUUCCCAGUACCUACGACCAAGACCUCGGCGCAUCUGUUGAAUAUACAGCAGAACUCGGGCGAGUCACUUAGGUCUUAUGUGCAGAGAUUUCAGGAUGAGAGCGUGCAGAUACCCGACCCCAACGAGCAGGUGACGAUAGCUGUCUUUACUAACAGCAGAGGUCUCCAGAGCCCCGGCCGAGACCGCCGGAGCGUCUUCAAUAGAAUAGCCAAGGGAAAGCCGCCGGUCUUGGAAGCCAAGUUAACUCCCUUGAACACCAGCCGAUCUCCUGUGCUGUCUGUGAUGGACCAAAACGGACUUGGGCGAGCCCCUCCAAAGAUGAACGGCAAAAAGGAGAGAAGAAAUCCUGACCUGUACUGCCUAUACCACCGAGAUGUUGGGCAUGAGACAGAGGACUGCAAUGACCUCAAGAACGAGAUAGAGCGUCUCAUUAAGCAGGGUUACCUCAAGCAAUUCAUCCGACGAGAUGCGAGUGGUCCCAAGGAUGCCAAGAGGCCUCCCAGAGAUGGGUCCCCCGGUCAUGGGUUAGGCUAUGGGCCCAACAUCGCUGGAGUUAUUAACACCAUAGCCUGUGGCCCGACGGGAGGGGACAACCAAAACUCCCGAAAGAGGACCUACCAACAGGCUAACCCGAACUUAACUGAGUCGAGUUCUCGGCUGUCCGAGGUGAUCACAUAUUGCCCAAGUGAUCCUGUCCCGGCCACAUCCAGCAGUCAUGAGGCCUUGGUGAUCGAGGUACUGGCCAACAAUUACGUCGUCAAGAAAGUGUACGUUGAUCCAGGAAGCUCAGUAGACGUCAUGUAA
Messenger RNA from Coffea eugenioides, 1089 nucleotides. RefSeq lists its product as uncharacterized. Bases 1 to 1089 code for a protein of 362 amino acids. NCBI's taxonomy places the organism in Eukaryota, Viridiplantae, Streptophyta, Magnoliopsida, Gentianales, Rubiaceae. The record is from RefSeq and is a predicted model, not a curated record. The transcript is spliced from 3 exons.